This is a messenger RNA of Acanthoscelides obtectus, 1047 nucleotides long. Lineage: Eukaryota; Metazoa; Arthropoda; Insecta; Coleoptera; Chrysomelidae. The record is from the annotation of a GenBank genome assembly.
UCAAAAAUGGCGCUUGACAUUGGCAUAAGUCAAUCGUGUUGCACUUGAAAAUCAUGGAAUUCUACGAAUUAAACCUUCUUUAGUGUAUUGUAUAUUGUAUAUGUUUUGUGUUGUAUAUGUUUUGUGGAGUGAUCUAACUUUUCAAAAUGUCACUGACGAAAAUAUCAAAUAUUAUAAAAACCCUACAUAAUUUAUCUGCAAACCAUGCGUCUAAAUGGAUUAGUUCUCGCGCAAAAACCACUUCGGCCCCCAAAAGCAGUCUGAUGGAAUUUUUCGACGACGAGAAAAACUGGGGCGCACAAGAAGUAAAAAGCGGCAGAUCAUGGAAAAUAGAAGAACUCAGACUGAAAUCAAACACGGACUUGCAUCAAUUAUGGUAUGUUCUUUUGAAAGAACGGAAUAUGCUGCUGACUAUGGAGCAGGAGGCUAAAGAUAGAGUCAGGCUUUUUCCAAGCCCUGAACGACUGGAUAAAGUAGAAGAGUCCAUGGAAAAUUUAGAGUCUGUGGUUAGGGAAAGGAAUAAAGCAUAUCAUAUGCUUGAGACUGGGGAGACAGGUGAAAGACCUGGAAAGAUGGAAACUGGUUACUUUGGAAUUAGAUAUUAUUAUAAGGAUGUCUGAAUAUCCAAUCCCAAAACACAUGAACAAAAAAUGGCAUGAGAAACAUAAAUUCUACACAGAUGGAGCUGAUAGAGAUGUAGAAGACUUCUUGGUGAAGUAUAGAGAAAAGUUGUAUCUUUCAAAAAGGAAACAAAAAAGCCGAGACUUCAACCAUGUGGUGCAAUUGUUGAAAAGGUUCCCAAACAUGGACAUGAAUGCUCUUCAGCAACAAUAUCCUGAUGUAGACAUUGAGAAGGCAAAAAGAAGUAGAAAGGCCAGAGGACAUUAUGCGCCAACAUAAAAACACGUAUUAUUUACCUGUUGUUUAUUGGUAACUACAAUAUUAAGUAUAAUUAUUGUUUAUAUAAUAAAAAACUGAAAUACAGAUAUAAUAUUGUUUUUUGAUUACAUAUAAAUAUUGUAUUCAGUUACUGACCCAAUAUUGUAC